AUUGAUGUCGAUUUGGGGCUGAUACCCGUUAUAGAACGAGAUGUUGUUCAUUUACGUUAUUUUACUGAAUACCAGUGGCUAGUGGAUUUCAGUAUUUAUGCUGGUCUAGUUUAUGUUAUUUCAGAAGUGUACCAUUUUUACUUCCCGCUUAAAAAUGAAGUCAACUUAAGCAUGGUGUGGUGUUUGCUAGUCAUUUUUUUCGCAAUAAAACUGCUGUCUGCACUUACGGUUUUAUAUUUUCACAGCGAGGAAUCAAUCGGUGAACGUUCCAUGGUGAUUGUUGCGUGUCUUGUUUACUUAUUAAUAGCCAUGAUGGUGCUUAUAGUUGAUGAAAGUAUAUUAGAGACCGGCUUGGAGAAUGCGUACAAUAGUUUUAAUAACAGCGCUUCAAAGUUCCUAACUGAACAAGGACUGCCAUCUUCUGGACCUGCUUCUAAAAUAGUUGUUAAAUUCUUCAUAGCAUUAGGUUGUGGCAUUUUGGGAUCCCUGUUUACUUUUCCUGGUUUGCGUAUGGCUAAAAUGCAUUGGGAUUCAUUAAAAUAUUACGGAAACAAUAAACUAAUGCAAAUUAUAUUAAAUAUAAGCUUUAUACUACCCUUUAUAUUAGUAAUUUUAUGGAUACGUCCAAUUAGCAGAGAUUACUUAACUGUACGGAUUUUUGAGGGUAUGGAUGCACCAUUACUAAAACCACAUGUAUUCGAAACACUUCGCCUACUACUUGUACUGAUUGUUGUCAUUCUACGGUUUGCUUUAAUGCCCAUCUACUUACAAUCUUACUUGAAUAUAGCACAUGACAAGGUGGAGGAUUUACGUAAAGAGGCCGGUCGUAUAACAAAUAAAGAAUAUCAAACAAAGAUUUCAUCUAUUUUUUACUAUCUUUGUGUUGUUACUUUACAAUUUGUUGCUCCGGUUAUACUGUGUUUAUACCUCACUUUGAUGUACAAAAGCUUAGGUGGUUUUAGUUGGACUGGGCUCUUUACCGAAACUGUUUUACAAGAUGAAUGCGUUGCCAAUCUUGAUUCGCAAGCAUCAACACUUGUCAGCAGUAUAGAAACAGUUGCAGAAGGCAGUGGUUUGGGAGACAUUGAUGUGGUCGAAGAAAAUUUUAAUAUUUUAGAAUCUGCACAAACGUUACAAGCAUCUUUAACAAGUUUGAAAAAUGUCUUUAGUACGGAAGUUUAUAAAGGCUUUCUUGGAUUUGCAACUUGGUGGAGUUAUUUCACAUUAUUCGCAACGUCUUCUUUGGGAAUCGUGUAUCAGUCAUAUUUUAACAAAACAUGAGCAAUUUAAUAUUAAGUUUUAUUUUUCAUACUGUUUGUUAUUUAUA
This is a messenger RNA of Teleopsis dalmanni, 1327 nucleotides long. RefSeq names its product transmembrane protein 161B-like. The transcript has 7 exons. The record is from RefSeq and is a predicted model, not a curated record. The annotation marks the transcript as partial. NCBI's taxonomy places the organism in Eukaryota, Metazoa, Arthropoda, Insecta, Diptera, Diopsidae.